AUGGAUUUUGACGUGAUUCCGUUCGAGGACAUUAAGGGUGAUUGGAAGAAGCUUGGAAGUGGUAGCUUUGGAAAUGUCUACAAGGGGUCCUACUUGGGCAUCGAUGUCGCGAUCAAAGAGGUUCUUCCGAGCAAUGAUUAUGAUGUAGCAAAAUACUUUGAACGAGAAUGGCGGCUGAUGAAAGAGGCGCGGCACCCAAACGUCGUGCUCUACCUGGGACUCUCUCGUGCUCCACCACCAUCAAACACCAUUUACAUUAUCUCAGAGUUUAUUCCUGCUGGCAACCUACGGAGCUACAUCUUCAACCGCAGCCUUCCGCUCCCAUGGCGGCUUCGACUCUCGUUUGCGACGGACAUUGCACGCGCGCUUGCAUAUCUCCAUGCGAGGCAAUGUAUUCAUCGUGAUCUCAAGGGCGAGAACCUCUUGGUCACCUCCAACGGACGACUGAAGAUUACCGACUUUGGAUUUGCACGUAUUGCAGCUCAGACAAUGGAGGAGCGCAAGCGUCUGACCUUUUGUGGGACAGACUCCUACAUGUCCCCAGAGAUUCAACUAGGAAACGAGUUUGGCCUCCCCACAGACGUCUUCUCGCUCGGCAUCAUCUACUGUGAGCUUCUUUCGAGAAAGCUCGCCGAUGACAACACAUUCAAACGCGUACCGCCAUAUUACGACAUUGAUGUGGCUGAAGUGAGAUCGUUGGCCAGCCCAGGGGCGCCAGAAGCGUUUAUUCGGCUCGCUUUGGAGUGCUGCCAUGCGAUGCCAGAGCGCCGCCCUACAAUGCUCCAAGUGCUGGACCGCCUCCGCGUGAUCGAACUUGAAGUACUCAAUCGCGAAGACGAUGCCGACAAACUCCAUGUCGGCUCGGUCAAGCUCUUCACGGGGGUUGGAACCAAAGGCAAGGGACGACCAGGGAUCGGUCCGCGUAUUCCUAGCUUUGGGGAGGGUGUUGGGAACGAGAUACGUGGUCGCAAAGAGGGCGAGCAUAAGCGCGGGCCAGUCGGAGAUGGCGAUGGCGACACGACACCUGAAGAGACGAGUGAAGACGAGGAGCUGAUGGAGGCCAUCUCUGGCCUACGCGUGGCUCGUUCUGAAUCAGAGGACGACAGGUCCUCUCAAGGUGCAGGCACAGCAAAGCCUCGUACAUUUGAAAAGGCAAACGACUCACUACCGCUGCAAAAGGAGCAUGUGAGGAGGCAUGCCGAAGACCAAGAAGGCUCGACGCUCUCACAGGAGCCAUUGCUGAAGAGAGACGGGGCUGGGAGUAUCGCAUACACGGACUAUUCGACAAGUGUCGUCAAAAAGAUGGGCAAUAGUCCGCCCAGCCUUUCCAGCAUCCUGACCGUCCGUCCCAAUAAUCCCACACCUGCCGCUGCUAUUGGGGGAACAAAGCACGACGAUACAGUAGAGGGCAAGACAAAGGAGCAGGAGCCCCUCUCUCAAUCUGGCUUUAAGUCUCUCACCACCGACUCGCAUCUAUCAGUCGACUCUUACCAUACCGCUCGCGCAGAAGGACCCACUUCGUCUUUCAUCACGAACCCGUACGCCUCUCAUCUCAACGACAAAGGUGAUCGCGUCGGCGGUGGGUACUCGAGCUCGACGAUUGACGCGGCUUCGAUUGCUGCAGCGACUGAAGGAGGAAGUACUGUCCGCAGCGAGAUUAUCGGUGGUCUUCACCGCUUCACUCUUAUCAAGCCCGGUGCACUCAACCCAAAGUCUGGCAUAGCUCCUGCGGCCGCAGGUAGCAAGGCGGCGAAUGGUAAAUUAGCCAAAACGCAGACUGCGUUUGUCGGGUCAUCGUCAAGCUGGAGUCCAUUCGAAUUCUUCUUCUCUUCUGGGUUUGGGUUUGGAAGUAGUGCGAAUAAGGCCGCGACAGCAAAGUGUGAUUUGUGUGGCAAGAGGCUGGGAUGGAAGCCAUGCUUGGAAUGCGACGAUUGUGGCCUUAGGUCGCAUAUCAAGUGCGGCGAGCUCGCACCGCGUGAUUGUGGUUUGCGAGGGAGUACGUCAGGCACGAAUGGUGUCGGAAUGCAACGUAUGGCAGCGUCCCCGCCCGCUGGCAAACUCCGAUCCAACGCGCGACUCCGAUGA
Messenger RNA from Serendipita indica DSM 11827, 2085 nucleotides. NCBI's taxonomy places the organism in Eukaryota, Fungi, Basidiomycota, Agaricomycetes, Sebacinales, Serendipitaceae. The record is from the annotation of a GenBank genome assembly.